This is a messenger RNA of Papaver somniferum (opium poppy), 4471 nucleotides long. RefSeq names its product structural maintenance of chromosomes protein 5-like. NCBI's taxonomy places the organism in Eukaryota, Viridiplantae, Streptophyta, Magnoliopsida, Ranunculales, Papaveraceae. The transcript is spliced from 9 exons. The record is from RefSeq and is a predicted model, not a curated record. Bases 2997 to 4370 code for a protein of 457 amino acids.
UUAAAGUGAAAACCCACCAAAAUAGGUUAUUGCUUAUUUACAGGACUAAUGUGUAUCAUUAGUAGGUGCUACAGAAUUUGGGAAUGGUUGCCACGUGACAUACAUGAGCAUCUGGAGUGAUUCUGGACUGUAGAGCCUGUUUAAUUUUAUUCCUUCGAACCAAUUUAUCACAAACGAAUCCAUUUCCUUAUUGUUCACCAUUUUUUUCUUCUUUCUUCUCUCAUUCUACUGCCUCUUUUUCCUACUCAAAUCAAUCUCGAGCAACGGAUUCUGAUUUUUCAUAUGGAAAUUCGCCCAAACCACACUCCAAAUUUGGCUGAAUUUGUUUUAUACAAAGAGUACGAAAGGAACUUGGAUUAGUAAGGUAGAUCGUGCUUAUGACGGCGCGGUGUCGGAAAUCUGUAGUCUCAAGUUCCGUAAGUAAAGCAAGAGGACAGAAAGCAUUGUGAACAAUUUAGAAAAGCUGGUUGGUUAUGUGUUGAUUGUUGCCGAUGUAGUUGAGAGACCAUAUGUAGUCGAGUACGGAUAUAGACUUGAAGGAUUUUAAGAAAUGGGAAAUGACAGAAAGUUCAGUAGGACGCAAGUUCCUCUGGAAGCAGAUAAGUGGUGAUGGGCUUUCAUGAGUUAGUCGUUGCGCAAGUAAUUAAGGAGAAAAUUUUUGGGCUUUCAUUGAGGUAGGGGGCUUUCUUCAUUGUUAUAAUUGGGUUUUGGUUACACCAGUGGUUGAUUUGUUUGAAUACAACGAAAUACUAAUCGCAUGUGCACAUAGUUCUCCUACUGGAAUUAAAAUUGGUAUGCAAAAUCUUUAAAACUGAUCUAGUUUCCUUCCAUCAGUUCUGUGUUGAGAGCUUGGUGUUGUCUGUGACCUAUGUAUCCUAAUGUAAUAUGAAUUGUGACUUUGAAAUGUAGCUUUGUCUUCUACUUAUACCCACCAUUGAUUUUCAUAAUUUUAUCGGGUGUGUUGUUUCCUAGGUGUGCUAAUCCUUUUUACUAUAUCAAACCUAUGUUCCUUCAUAGUUUCCUACUUUGUUUACCACUUCACCAUUUUAACUUAACCACUGUGUUGAUUUAAGGCAAGCUACAUACAUGGAUAGUGUCUUCGUUCGCAUCUUAACCACCUCUCGUAGUUCUCCUCUCAUUCCCAACUACCUGUUUUCUUGUAAUAGGAAAGUGUAAAAAGAUGAUUUUAGUAGUCUGUAUGCGCUUGUUACUUUCCUAUUUCACCGUUGUCCUUCUUUUCACUAUUACCUUGUUUUAAAGGAAAAUAGACCUUGGUUUACAACUCUCAUUGUCUGACUAGACAAUGUCACCUCCACUUUUCAUAUAUAAUACCUUUAACUUGUUUAAUAAUUCUUAAUACUCUUUGCAUUUUGGAAACAAUACGCAUUAAAAGGGUUUAUAUAGAUCUCCGGUCUAGCUAAAUGGGACUUGCAUCAAUUCUUUGAUUUUUGCGUAGCUUUAUUUGUACUUGAAGUGCUAAUUCAUUGUGUGAACAUUUUUCACAUUGCUAACUCUGAACUUGUGGUUACUACUGUUGUGUAGUACAAUAAUGUUUUACAAUUACCAUAAAGUUUAUGCCAAAAUAAAUAGAACUCGCCAAUCGGCUUUGGAUUUAGAUUUUUAACGCUAUUGUACAACCAACCUUUUUUGUAUUCCAUAUUGGUUGCUAGCUUUGUACUGCCAUUGAGAGAAGUUUUUCUUAGUUACCAACUUUUUUAUUUUUAUUCUCUCAAACCAACAGAUAAAUUCCUUUCUUUCUUGUUCCGCCAUUUUUUUCUCUUCUUCUCUCAUUCUACUGCUUUUUUUUCCCCUACUCAAAUCAAUCUCGAGUAAUGGAUUCUGAUUUUUCAAAUGGAAAUUCGAGCUCAACCCACACUCUGAAGUUGGCUGAAUUUGUGUUCUACAAAGGUGUGCAGUAUUUUACUCAUACAUUUUGCCUCUUCUCAUAUCGUUCUUUUGAUACAAAGGGAGCAAUAUGAGAAACUCCAAUCUAUUUUGCCGCACCUGUUCACCUUUUCAUAUCCUUUUCUUUCGACAUAUCUCCGUAAUUCCAGUGUAACCGUCUACACGUGCUAGUUUUCUCUCCUUUUUACCGGCACGUUUGAGUUUGUCCGGUCAUCUUUUUCAUCUAUUUAUUAACCAAACUUGAAGAGAGAUAAUUUUUCCUUUUCUAUUUCGUUUCCCCUUCUCGUUUCUGUGAAUCCUCUGCAAAUCUUCAUCUUCUUCAAAUUUCUUUAUCUUCGUCUUUUGAGAUCACACACUUGAUCCUGCUGCUGCUGCUGCUGUUUCUAUGAAUUCUCAUCACAGCAAAAGUUCUUCCAUUGGCCAUACCAAAUUUACGAUUCCCAACCCUAAUUCUUCUUCAAAUUUGGAAGGCAAAGAGUCUCUGAAGAGGAAAUCAUCGCAUAAUAAAGGAGAUUCCUUGUGCGAGACAAUUGGUGGUAAGAAGUUGAAAAUUAAAAGAGUUCGCAAAGCCCCCACACUCAACAAGAGUCUCAUCAUUUAUGAAUUUGACCGUAAGAAAGUCGAGGUCUCUUCUCGCGUUAAUAUUGAUACUCCUGCACAAGGUUUGAUUGCCUCUGCCUCGUUGGAUAUACCUGCUUCUCUAAACGAAGUUUUCGCUGCUAACGAAGAUGUGUCAAUUGAUCAUGCGGUGAAGGAAGUUUCUGCUCCUCCAACUGUAACUGCACCACCAGUGAAUCAGACUGUCUCUACCUUUGUGAAUGUUCCAUUGUUUGCGAAUAUUCCCGCUUCUAUGGAGAACGUCAUCCCUGCGGAAAUUAUUUCUGCUAUAAAGAAUGUUAUUGCCCCUGUGUCUAUGAGUGUCUUUUCCUAUACUUCUGUUCAUUCUUCUUCUAAAUUUAUGGAGUCCAUCUCUGUUGAUAAGGGAGUCUUAGAGGGAGUUGAUCCUGCUUCUCAAGAUUUAUCGGAUAUUAUUAAUGCCGACGAUUAAUAAUAUCCGAACUUCGCAUUUGUGACGCUCUGAGUAAAUUAUUAUGCGGUUUUCGGCCAAACGAAAAUCAAGGAGCGAGAUCUUCUCUCGUAUUGACCCAAGUGUCCAUAUCGCUCUUGGUUUCUUGGAAUCUCACUGCCAGAUGAUCUUGGCUGAGGGAUAUUUUAAGUCUAACAAUCAUGCACUACAACUUGCUUUAGAGAAAGAGGUUAAUAAGCUGAAAGGGAAACUCCAAACUGUAACUCUAGAACGCGAAAAGCUUCGUAGCAAGAAUCAAGAGCUUAGAGAUUUAAACCAGAAGCGCGUUCUGGAGAGAUAUGAUUUUCAAUUUGCCGUUGAAGAUGCUCGCGCUGAUAAUGAGAAGUUGCUGACCCAAAUAAGCCAAUUACAUAACGAGCAUUCAUAUUCUCUUGACCAGAUUGAAAAUUUAACAAGUGAGAAUGUCCAUUUAACUCAGCAGUGUGAGACAUUGGGUUCCCAGAUUUAUCAUCUAUCUAAAUUGUUGUUUAGUGCUGAUUUAACACAUCAAACUUUGUCAGAAGAGAAUCAAAGUCUAUCCAUUGAGAAGCGGUCUUUCUUAAAGAAAGAAGCGAUGUUUUCGCAUCAGUAUCUCGUUCUCCAGAAAAUUUGUGAUAACCAAGAGCAAUCUCUUCGUACGUUAAGGAAUCAGUUUGAUGAAUCAACAAAGACAUGGACUACUCCAAAUGAAAAGGUCAUUCAAAGUAAGAUAAAUUUGACCGUGAAGAUGAACCAAUUUCAAGAACAAUACGCCCAGUUAAAAGAGUCUCACGAUUCCCUUAUGAAAGAGAAGGUUUCUCUCUCUUUGGAUGAGAAGAAAAUUCGAUCUCGUCUUAAAGGUUUAGUUGGUGAUGAUUUUGAUAAGGCUAUGGAAAAUAUGAAGAAUAGUGGUUCUGCGUUAGCUCAAUAUCUCAUUUCACAGAGGGAAGAGUCUGAGAAACUGCAUCAAUCUACCAUCUCUUGGUUGGGAUCCGAUCUGACUAAGGCUCGCAAAGAACGUGCGAAAUUCUCAACUGCUCUAAUUUCUUCUCGUGAUCGAUCAGAGAGGAGAUGUUCAUAUCUUCAAAGCUUCGUGGAAAUUGGUAUAAAAAAUGCUGAGAAGGCUGUCGCUCGUGACGCUCAUAUUAAGGCUCAAACUCUUGUGAACAACAUUCUUCUUGAGAAAUCGCUUCCUUUGGUGACUGUUCCACCUCUUGAUAUAAGCGAUGAUGAGCAACUUCCUGUUCCAGACAGUGAUUAUGAGUAUGUGAGCGAUGAGGAGGAAGAUCUUGAAGUUCCCCUUCAAGAAAAUCAACUUGAAAAGGAUGGAUCUGAUGAAGGUUUUUCCAAAGAUCCUAACAGCGAGAUGAAUGUUGAAGCUUCUGUGGUUGAUCAAGAUGCGUCUUCCAAUGAUGCUUAGCUUUUUCUUUUAUGUCUUUACAAGUGUAUUUAGGUGUGCUUGACACAUAUCCCCUUUUUUAUCGUUCAUUUCUUGAUAAGAAAGAUAAUAUAUUAUUUAUG